Photinus pyralis (common eastern firefly) is the source of this 2856-nucleotide messenger RNA. RefSeq names its product leucine-rich alpha-2-glycoprotein-like. Gene Ontology annotation, molecular function: protein binding. Lineage: Eukaryota; Metazoa; Arthropoda; Insecta; Coleoptera; Lampyridae. Gene Ontology annotation, cellular component: plasma membrane. The coding region runs from base 2123 to 2584 and encodes 153 amino acids. The record is from RefSeq and is a predicted model, not a curated record. The transcript is spliced from 2 exons.
CCCCUCAGACAGGUGCCUAGUCCCUCGUGCGGAAUAUGAUCGAUGAUCUUUAGACGCUGCAUUAUAGCUGGUUUUUUUUUUAAUUCUGAUAACUUAGAUAUUUUUUCGAUUAAAUGGCCUUUUUAGCCGUUUGGGUCGCAUCCCUAGAUCAUUUUAAAUCAUGGUUUGAGCGGUUCGUUUCUUCUCACCGUUGCCAUUUUCUUUUUGAAGCAACUGAAACUCAGACCUCAGUACUAUUCCAUUGGUUUUAGUUAAUCUAUGCUCGCUUCUGUUAAUAAUUCAGCCUUGUUUGCAUAAUGUUCUGUUGUUAAUCUUCAUGAAUUCAAAACGGGGUGCAGUGAAAAGGAGAAACUUUUUGCAUGUCUCGCGAAAAUGUUUUCUUGAAUUAGCAAUCUACUCUCAGAAUCCUUAUCACUCGAAAUUUUAUUUGCCAGUUCAAGUGUUUUAUUUUCUUCGACAAAGUUUAUCGCCCGCUUCUUGAUAAGAACUCGGAAGUUAUUUUUCAAAAAUUCAAUUCUAAGAGGGUCAUGUCAAUACCGUUGUUAUCCAACUGAAUGACAUUAAAGUUGACAAUAAAAGUAGUUGUUUUCGACCAUUUUUGCGCGCUAUUGUUUAUUUUAAGAAUUGUUUACUCGAUCUGCUACAAACAAGUUCUGUGAUGAGGCUGCAUUUGGGGGGCGUGGACUGUAGUAAACACACUACGUACAAAAUUAGAAUUUUUAUCGGUUAUUUACCCAUUAAUUAUAGUGGCGUGAGAUAGUUUCUUGUAAUCGUUGCCCAAAUGAAGGAGGUGUGUCUGAUAGUAUUGACGUACCAGAAAAAGAAACGGUAAAAGUUGCAAUUUUGCAGAGCCCCCACCUUGGGAACCAGAGAAGUUUGAGUGCUUUAUUUAGAGAUAAAGGCAACCAAACAUCUUAAUCUGAUGAUCCCAUUGUGAAAUGCACCCACAAUCUUUAUCGAAGCAAUUAUGCAAAAAAAAAGUGGGCUAAUCUCACAAUUAGUUUCAAUGCCAACAAAAUUAAUUCUAGUGGAAGCGGAUGGUGGGGUUUUUGAUUAACAAGUGAAAGCUAUUUAUAGUAUCGGUUACCGCAAAUAGCAACGCUUUAUUAGUGCAAAAUCGAAUUUUAUAGUUUCUUCUUUGAAGAUCUCUUGGUUUUUUGAGUUUACAGAACAAUUUCUUGAGUUUGAUUCAAAACCGUGAGGUCAUGGAAUCUUGCUGCACCUACAACUCUUUGCUUAUGAGCGCAUCGAGAAUGUCUUGGAGGAGAUUGAAGGAAGGAUUUGGAAGAGAUGUUCUGCGUCCAUCUAAGAAGUUGAAAAGUGAAUCCUGUAGUCGCAGAACGGGAGUAACAAUCAUCCCCAAAAGUUUGGCCCCUUUAGCAAGAUUAAGCAGCUGAUGGAUAUGAUGAUUUAGAAAGGCUUGACGUGCGUAAAAAUUUCGCUUUGAAACGCAUCGAGCAUGGAUUCUUUAGGAAAAGGAGCAGUUUAAAGAAGGUGGCAAACUUGAACUGUAACCAGGUAUGUUGAAAGGCAUGCCUAAUUAAAAGGAACUGGAUUUAAGCAGAAACCAAAUUGAAAAAUUGUCGUUUACUCACCGACGUUUCCGACAUUAGCGCAUAACGACAUCAAAAGCCUAUCCACGAAGGUGUUUUACGGACUUCCAUUCUUGGUAAAUCUCGAUCUGAGCUUUAAUCGUCUCCAAGGUUGGAACGACGAAGCCUUCUCCUACGUUAACAUGCUUCAACAUCUCAACAUCAGCAACAACGCGAUAAUGGAGCUCACCCCCGCCUCCUUCAAGAGACUAAACCCUCUCGUCACCCUCAACCUGGAAGGCAACUACCUCGAGAGUUUAGAAUAGGACAGCUUCUUCGGUUUACCCCGCUUGGACCACCUCAGCGUUAACAACAAUAAGCUCCAAGAAAUCGACACCUACACCUUUGAUGCCAUUCGCAAACUCAAGGUUUUGCUAUUGGAAAACAACGAAAUUUUCAUCUUCGGCCCGGAAGUCUUCCACAACUUGGACAAGGUCGAGUUUUUCACCUGCAAUCGCAACAGCACCCCCAAACUCGAACUCGAUACCUUCAAAGGCUUCUCGGGGGUAACCACUUUACACCUGACUAACAUGAACAUUGAAACCUUGGACGAAGAUUGGUGUUCCAGUUUGUAUUCCGUCACCGACCUCGACUUGAGCCAAAACAAACUCACUCAUCUUCCACCGUACGCAUUCCGCUGCACCAAAGCGCUGACCAAGCUAAACCUGCGCGACAACCUCAUCGAAACCGUCGACACGCGCACGUUCGACACCGUCUUCAACUUGCAGCACCUGGACCUAUCCAACAACAAACUGCGACAAGUCCCCAGCAACAUCUACGACAACUUGUGCAGCGUCCUAACCCUAAACUUGGCCCACAAUCUCAUCGUCUCCCUAAAUCCACUCUCCUUAAUCGCCUUUCGAGGACUGAACAAGCCGGACCUCUCCUACAACCAAAUCGAGAUCAUCGAACCCGACGCCUUCCUCGCGAACCACAAAUUCGUAAGGCUCAGCGUCAGCUUCGGCUGCGACCUCCUGGAUCGCGUCCACUAACUUAAUCGACAGAGCGAAGAAACCGAGAAGCGCGAUACAUCUGCCGGAACGGUUGAGAAACUUGACGAGGCUCGAAUUCGACAGCUGCUGAAUGACGCACCUCGACAUCGACACCUCCACCGUCGCGAAACUCGACAAUUCCAAGACGUAGACCUGCUGAUGAUGAUAUCACACAAACCAACCAGUUAAUUACAAACUUUCGUCAUUAAGUAUCUUGUAGGUAUAUAAUCAUUAAAGUUGCAUGCCUUUUGGGUCGCGUAAUGCACCCUCCA